AUGACAACAAGAAUCAACAUUCUCCCUGACGAAUUACAACUCGCUGCAGGUGUCUUGUCUUUACCAAACAUUUUCGAAAUCAAGUAUUCUGCACCAGUUCGUCUCUACAAAGCAGCCAAUAAUAAUCAAUGGUCAUAUGCCAAUUCUUAUGGAAUUUUGACAGUUACAUUGGUUGAAAAACAAUCAGUAGUAAUGAUUCGGUUGGUAGAUUUGAAGAGUAAAUCAGUUACUAUGGAACAAGAAUGUUAUGAAGGUUUCGACUAUCAAACACUUUCUUCCAAUUUUCAUGCAUUCGAAUCUGAUGAUGGUUUUGUUGGAUUGUUAUUUGCUGAAAGAUUUGAUGCUGAUCAAUUUGCCAAGCAAGUUUGUCAACUCAUUCGUUUGAAAGCAACUGGUUCUAUCAAUGGUGGUUCAACUCCAAGUUUGCCUUCAACUAAACCUUCUGUUAAUGUGAGAAGUGACAGUUCUGAUUCUUCUUCACCAACUGGUAAUGCUGGUUCCAGUACUGCACCACCUACUCCAGUGAAGAAGACUAGUCCUCCUCCAUCUACUCCUCCACCAGUUGCUAACAAGCCAACUGCUGUCAAUACUUCAAUUGCUGCCAGUAGCUCAGUACAUACUACUAGCACUUCCCAUAAGGAACCUGAAAAGAAACACACUUCUAGCAAUAGUGGUGGAGGUAGUAGCAGUAGUGGAGGUGGUGGUGGUUUAUUCUCCAAGAUUUUCGGAACAAAGAAUAAGGACCAAAUUCCUGACCGUUCACAAAUCAAAAUUUCUGGACCAAAGGUUGACAAGUUUAAACACGUUUCACACAUUGGUUUUGAUCCAAAAAGUGGAUUUACAGACAUCCCUCCGGAGUUAAAAACUAUAUUUGCGAAGGCGGGCAUUUCUGAAGAUGAAUUGAAAGAUAAGAAAACUGCCAAAUUUUUAAUGAAGACACUUGUCACUGUCACAUCAGAUGCUCCUCCACCUCCUUCUUUGGAUGUUCCAAGUGGAAGACCACAACCUCCACCAACCCCAGGAACUAGAUCAACCCCUCCUCCACCUCCUUUCAAGGGAGCUAGCUCAAAUGCUCCUUCUAACUCAAGUGCCAUUGGAGUUGGUGGUUUUGUUCCUCCUCCACCAACCAAUGUUCCUCCUCCACCAGUUGUCGAUCUCUCUGUUAAGCCUAGAGUAUCUGUUGCAAGUCCAGCAACUGAUUCUGAUGGUGGUGCCUCAGGUGGAGUUGACAUGCUUUCUGAAAUUAAAAAUAAGAAAUUGAGAAAUGUAAAGCAAGAAGAUUUACCAGAAUUCAAGAAUAUGGCUGAAAGUGAUCAAAACAAUUUGGCAGCCAAGAUUGCAGGUAUUAUGGAACUUCGUCGUGGUAAUAUUGAAUAUUCCAGUGAAGAUGAGGAAAGUGAUGAUGAUGAUUGGGAAUUGUAAAUAUUUCAAAAACAUAUAUUAAUUGCAAUAAUACAAAUCGGUUUAUCGUAUUUGUGAGCUACAUUGUAAUUUGUAAUAAAAUAUCACAAAAUGGAAUUC
Naegleria gruberi is the source of this 1521-nucleotide messenger RNA. RefSeq names its product wiscott-aldrich syndrome protein. Lineage: Eukaryota; Heterolobosea; Eutetramitea; Acrasida; Naegleriidae. The record is from RefSeq and is a predicted model, not a curated record. The coding region runs from base 1 to 1422 and encodes 473 amino acids. The transcript has a single exon. Gene Ontology annotation, biological process: actin filament organization.